CACUUGUCGCGCCCGAGUGUCCCUGCUGACGGCUGGGCCCCGCGGUCGCCGGAUUUCUACCUCCCUCCCUCCCUCCCAGGGGCAGGAGAGGGGCGGCACCCGAAGAGGACAAGGGCGAUUUGGUACUGCCUGCCUGCCUGCCUGCCCGCCCGACAGUAAACAGUAACCGGUGGUAAACAACGACGCGCGCAGGCGCAGAGGGGAGAGCGAGUGGUGGCAUCACCACCGCAAUAACGACGACGACGGCACCAGCACCAACCACCACUUUACGAAGGCGGGAAGGCGCGGCACGGGGCAGGAACCCGUCGCGAUUGGCCCGUCCGACGACGAACCGGUCGUUGGCCUCGUGGUGGAUCUGACGCCACCUGCGCGCAGGCGCGGGCGCUUUGCUUCCCCACUGCUCCUCAUCGCGUCGUCGGGUGCCGACUGCGCAAUUCCCCGCGGGGCGGCGCCGUCUCGACUCUAUCUGCCUCGGCGGUCAAUGCGGACGGGGAGAUGAGCGCCGGUGACGGCGGGGAGGAGGAAGAGGAGGAGGUGUUCUACGAGUCGCGGGACCGCUUGCUCUCCUCCUCCUGCUCCUCCACCUCCGCCUCGGACGACGACGACCACCCGCGACGGCGCCGGGACGGGGCCGCCUCCGCUGCCACCGCCGCGGCGGCGGCGGCGCUCGACGUGUGGACGUCCGAGCCGGCGCCCGUGCAGGAGCGGCGGCGGAGGCUGCUCCAGAUGAUGGGGCUCGCCGGGGACCCCUCCUUCGCGCGCCUCGAGAUGGGCCGAUCGGCCUCCUACGACAAGCCCGUCCAAACGGCGCCGGUCUCGCCCAUCUCCCGGUCCAGAUCAGACGGCGCCGUACCGGUUUCGGCAACCAAGCCCCCGCUGGGUAGUCGGUCGCGCCAGGCGUCGUCGGGCUCCUCCGAGGCCACGCCGGAGGGGGAAGAGGCUGACCCGAGGUGCUUAAUCCGGAACCUCGACGACGGCACCGAGUUCGUGGUGAAGGAGGAGUUCGAGCUUCGCGAGGUCGGCACGGGCCGGCAGCUCACCAUGGAGGAGUUUGACCUCUGCGUCGGCCGCUCCCCUAUCGUCCAGGAGCUCAUGCGACGCCAGAAUGUUGCGAACUCCGGUUCAAACAACGACGCGUCCACCCCCAUCCAGAGGUCCAGCUCCGACUCCAGCUACGGCGCAACGCGACACAGGCGGCGCAGCAGCUGGCUCCGGAGCAUCCGAAACGUCGCCGGCUCCAUGGUGGUCAGCUCCCGCGAUCGCCGCAGCAGCGACGAGAAGGACACGUCCUCGGAGAAAGGCGGGCGCCGGUCCAGCUCAGCGACAGAUGACAGCCAGGACAGUGCCGGCGCCGUGCACCAUGGCCCGGAGCGCGUUAAGGUUCGCCAGUAUGGGAAGUCUUACAAGGAGCUCAGUGGUCUGUUCAUGAACCAGGAGAUACAGGCGCACAAUGGGUCCAUAUGGAGCAUCAAGUUUAGUCCUGAUGGCCGGUACCUCGCGAGUGCUGGGGAGGACUGCGUGAUCCAUGUCUGGGAAGUAUCGGAGUUUGAGAGGAGACGAGAGGAGAAUGGGAUGUGCAAUCCACUUGUUGCCAUGCUGUGCAAUGGUUCCCCGGAGCCACAAUUAGCACUGGCCAGUGUGGAUGGGAGCCACUGGGAGAAGAAGCGUCGAGCAAGGUUCUUGGAGAAUCGAAAGUCCGUGAGUUCGGACCGGCUGAUGGUUCCAGAGCAUGUGUUUGCGUUGUCAGAAAAGCCGGUCAGAACCUUUGAGGGGCAUUCAGAGGAUGUGCUUGAUCUCUGCUGGUCCAAAUCUCAGUACUUGCUUUCUUCUUCAAUGGAUAAAACAGUGAAGUUAUGGCACAUGUCAAGAGCUUCAUGUCUGAAAACAUUCACACAUAGUGACUAUGUGACAUGCAUCCAGUUCAAUCCUGCUGAUGAUAGAUACUUCAUUAGUGGUUCACUGGAUGAAAAGGUUCGCAUAUGGAGCAUUCAAAACCGUGAAAUCGUUGAUUGGAAUGAUUUGCAUGAAAUGGUCACUGCAGCUUCCUACACCCCUGAUGGACAGAGCGCAUUAAUUGGUUCCCACAAAGGCAGCUGCCAUAUUUACGACACAUCUGAUAACAAGCUUCUUCUAAAGAAACAAAUUGACCUGCAAAAUAAGAAGAAGUCCAGCCAGAAGAAAAUCACUGGUUUUCAGUUUCUUCCAGGGAAUAGGAAUACUUCAAAGGUAUUUAUUACAUCUGCAGAUUCGCGAAUCCGAGUUGUUGAUGGUUUCAGUCUAGUUCACAAAUUCAAAGGUUUCCGGAACACCAACAGCCAAAUUUCAGCCUGUUUAGCUGCAAAUGGGAGGUACGUGAUCUCCGCGAGUGAGGAUUCCCACGUAUAUAUAUGGAGAAAUGACAAUUCUGAACAGGGCAGAAGCAAGGGUAGUGUUACGGUCACCAAUUCCUACGAAUAUUUCCACUGCCAGGAUGUGACAGUCGCAAUUGCUUUGCCAUCUACUGGUUCGGCAAUGGUAUCCAGAACCAACUCUGGGAAGCAUGAGGAGCUGGAUUGUGUAUCUGAGAAUCAUCUGCUGCAUGCUGUACCUGACAAACUGCAAGAUUCCUCUGAUUUCCAUCCCCAAGGCGGCAAUAUCCUAAGCACCAGUUCAAAUCACAGUGGUGAUAGAGCAACCUGGCCAGAAGAGCUUAUGACGCCAACAAAGCAGAGCCCUCGAUCUAGUACCAGUCUUCCCACUGGUACUGGGCAAGCUCCUAGUCGGUCAGCCUGGGGCUUGGUAAUCGUCACCGCAGGCCGUGGAGGUCAGAUCAAAACAUUUCAGAAUUUUGGAUUUCCUGCUCGAGUAUAGUAGCUAUGAGGCUGUUGCAUGGACUCGGUUGCUGCUCCAACGGCAAACCGGGGGUGAUUUUUGUGUAUAGAUAGGUGGAAAUAUGGGUGAUUUGCACAGCGGUCUGGGAUUGGAUUUUCUUGCUCCUAGGUGCGCCUGCUUGGAACUUCAACUAACCUACGACCUGGCAAGGUGUGGUGAAUUCGUUUGCCCGGAAUUGUACAUGGGAAUGGAGCCCGGGAAAGGACGAGGAUCGUCGGCCGGUUGGACCAAGAUCUUUCGCCAACCAACUUUUCAUCUGUAUUCUCCGUUGGGUCUGGAUUAGCUUUUGUUUCUUCCUCUCAUGUUUACCCCUUUAUUAUAUAAUCUUGUAAGAAGAAAUCUCGGUGCUACAGGAAUAGAAAAGCAAAAAAGAGUUGCAUAGAGUGGUAAAUUCGUUGUACUGGUAUAGCUGGCUUGCGGAUGUUCAUGGCACAUGGAUAUAGGAGUAAUAGGGAAUAGGAAGAGCUGAAAUUUUUUGAGUUACUGAAGCUUUUAAGCCUUGCUUCUGGACGAGGCUGGCAGGUGCGUUUCUGAUGUAUCUGAUGUCUAACUGUCGGUUAUUCAACAGAUAUCCUAUCCAGUUCCUGUUAUGGAUCA
Phragmites australis (common reed) is the source of this 3468-nucleotide messenger RNA. RefSeq lists its product as uncharacterized. The transcript is spliced from 7 exons. The record is from RefSeq and is a predicted model, not a curated record. Gene Ontology annotation, molecular function: protein binding. Bases 496 to 2850 code for a protein of 784 amino acids. Lineage: Eukaryota; Viridiplantae; Streptophyta; Magnoliopsida; Poales; Poaceae.